AUUGUACUUUGUCGACUCCCGCGUCCUUGAAAUGUUUUUGUUAUAAAACAAAAUCGGAUUUUAAUAUUUUUGCUUUUUGCAAAAUGCGUAUUUAACACAGUUUGGGUUAUUGUUUUUAAUGUAGAUCUUGCAAUUAAUCUCAAACUCGUAGGAAGGCGUUUUGCUUUGGUUGUGGUGAGCUGUAGGUUUAACAGCUGAUCGUUUGUUGUGGUGUAAUGCUUAAUCGCCAAUAAAAUACAUAUACUUAGUCUCUUUAUUUUUAGACACUAAAAUAGCAUGCUUUAUAAAUUAACGAUACCCAACAACAUGUUAGUGCUCGUGGACGAGAAAAACAAGAAGAAGAAAAACAAAACAUUUUUCGCCACGUCAGGAUGAUUUUAUGAAGCUUUAACAAUGUUGUCAACUCGCUCUCCACUGAAAUCCAAGAAUGAAAACGCCGUUUCUGCAAAAAUGAAUAAAAUGUCCUUAGUGGACAAAGAAAAUACGCCACCUAGUCUGAACUCCACCAGAAUCCUGGCGUCCAAAACGGCGCGCAAAAUAUUUGAUGAUUCAGAGGAGCAGACAAAAGCUAGGAAAGUGGCUGUGGAGGAGGAGCCCCUUCUGAAGGAGAACCCCCACCGCUUUGUCAUUUUCCCAAUUCAGUACCAUGACAUCUGGCAGAUGUACAAGAAGGCAGAGGCCUCUUUCUGGACCGCAGAAGAGGUUGACCUGUCCAAAGAUCUUCAGCACUGGGAGUCCUUGAAAGAUGAGGAGAGAUAUUUCAUCUCUCAUGUCUUGGCGUUCUUUGCUGCGAGUGAUGGCAUUGUCAAUGAGAACUUGGUGGAGCGAUUUACACAGGAAGUCCAAGUGACUGAAGCCCGUUGCUUCUACGGUUUCCAGAUUGCCAUGGAAAACAUCCACUCUGAAAUGUACAGUCUGUUGAUCGACACCUACAUCAAAGAUUCCAAAGAGAGAGAAUAUCUUUUCAAUGCCAUUGAGACGAUGCCUUGCGUAAAGAAGAAGGCUGACUGGGCACUCAACUGGAUUGGAGACAAAAAUGCACAAUAUGGUGAGAGAGUGGUGGCUUUUGCUGCUGUGGAAGGAAUCUUCUUCUCCGGGUCUUUUGCAUCUAUUUUCUGGCUAAAGAAGAGAGGACUGAUGCCUGGACUCACAUUCUCAAAUGAGCUUAUCAGCAGAGAUGAGGGUCUUCAUUGUGACUUCGCCUGCCUCAUGUUCAAGCACUUGAUCAACAAACCUUCAGAAGCAACCGUAAAGAAAAUCAUCAUGAAUGCAGUUGAAAUAGAACAGGAAUUCCUGACUGAUGCUCUGCCAGUUAAGCUUAUCGGCAUGAAUUGUGACUUGAUGAAGCAAUACAUUGAGUUUGUGGCUGACAGACUUCUGCUGGAGCUGGGAUUUGACAAGAUCUAUAGAGUGGAAAAUCCUUUUGACUUCAUGGAGAACAUUUCCUUAGAGGGCAAGACCAACUUCUUUGAGAAGCGAGUCGGCGAGUACCAGCGAAUGGGAGUCAUGUCCGGACCCACAGAUAACACUUUCAGACUGGAUGCUGAUUUUUAAAGACUCAAUCUGGGUGCCUGAAUGGACACUUUAAAAGCUAUGAACUCUUUGGACUCUGAGGGGUUUCAACAUCCCUAAUGUCCACAGCUUGUGGAUCUUUUUUUCUUUAACUUUUGUUUUAAUGAUUAAUACUAAAGUGACUUUUUAUUUUUGUUGUUUUAAAUAAUAAUAAAAAGAAACCAUCUA
Molecule: messenger RNA, 1740 nt
Organism: Labeo rohita (rohu)
Lineage: Eukaryota; Metazoa; Chordata; Actinopteri; Cypriniformes; Cyprinidae
Product: ribonucleoside-diphosphate reductase subunit M2
Exons: 11
Coding region: 394-1554 (386 amino acids)
Biological process (GO): deoxyribonucleotide biosynthetic process
Cellular component (GO): cytosol
Molecular function (GO): ribonucleoside-diphosphate reductase activity, thioredoxin disulfide as acceptor
Source: RefSeq, a predicted model, not a curated record